GUUCGGUGGAGAGUUUCCUCUGCUCUUUUUCUCCCUUUCCGUCCUUCCUUCCAAGCUUCCAUCUUUCUAGGUUUUUUUUUCUUCUUUUUUUUCCUUCAAUUGAAUUGAGUUUUAGGGUUCUUCAACAGAACUGAAAACCCAAUUUAACACGAAUCAAAGAGCUUUUGUUUUCUCUGUUUAGAAUUCGGAAAAUGGAUUCCAAAUCCUGGAGCUCUCGUUUCUCUGUUUCUUCCUCCUCGUCGUCCUCGAGGCGGUACCAGACUCGUUCUGAUCUGUUUCUGGGAGGUGGAUACGAAGAAGUUGAUAGAGAUGAUGAUUCGAAAGCUGAGUUUCUGUGUCCCUUUUGUGCUGAGAAUUUCGACAUUGUUGGACUCUGCUGUCACAUCGAUGAGGAGCAUCCUGUUGAAGCUAAGAACGGGGUUUGUCCAGUUUGUGGUAAAAGGGUUGGAAUGGAUUUUGUUGGCCAUAUCACUAUGCAGCAUGGAAGCUUUUUAAAAAUAUCCUUUUUGUGAAUUGUAACUGAUUGUGUUUUCUUCUUGCUUGUGUGCUAUCUCAUUUCUGUUACUGAAUGACAGCAUAUUUAUUAUUUAACUGUUCCAUAUCCACUUCACAUAUUAAUUUAAAAACAAAAAGAACUUUUCAUU
Messenger RNA from Rubroshorea leprosula, 644 nucleotides. Lineage: Eukaryota; Viridiplantae; Streptophyta; Magnoliopsida; Malvales; Dipterocarpaceae. The record is from the annotation of a GenBank genome assembly.